Messenger RNA from Cornus florida, 3888 nucleotides. Its product is annotated as putative late blight resistance protein homolog R1A-3. The record is from RefSeq and is a predicted model, not a curated record. The transcript has 2 exons. Lineage: Eukaryota; Viridiplantae; Streptophyta; Magnoliopsida; Cornales; Cornaceae. Gene Ontology annotation, biological process: defense response to other organism. Gene Ontology annotation, molecular function: ADP binding. Bases 213 to 3593 code for a protein of 1126 amino acids.
GCCAAAAUCAUGACUUUAAGGUACUCCGCCUCCGCGUGUGUAGUUUCUUCACCAUCCGAAACAUUGAGUCAAUCCGUGUCAUUGACAAUUACCAGAAAAUUAGUAAUUCAUCAAGUGAUGUAUAAUUAGUUACAACAAAAGAGAGAAACAUAUAAUUGAUGCAAAUAUUUUGAAGGGAGGGAGAUCAUCUAUCAAUCUUGAGAGAGAGAGCUAUGACAGACAGCGCGCUGGAUUUUCUGUUGGAACACAUGAUCCAGCUAAUGAACUCCCGGAAGGAAUUGAUUGUGGUUGAGAAGGAGCAAAUGGAGUGGGUAUACGAACAGAUAAAGUUCCUGCGCCAGUUCCUCAAGGAUUCAGAUCAGGACGUGAUUCGCGCCGAGGUGAAAGAAGUAGUGGCAAAGAUUAGAGAUGUCACUUACCAAGUUGAUAUUAUUAUCGACUCCUUUGUACUCAUCAACACUCUGUGGGAGAUGGAUCUAAACUCGGCAUUCUUUAAUUUUCGUGUCAAAAUGAGUAUUACAUCCCAAAUUGAGGAGAUGAUGAAAAAUACUUACAAGGAAUGUGUCGACCAGUCUAAGAAAAUUGAAAACGGCUCUAAGCUAUUGAUGGAAUAUACUGAUUGUAUCAAAUUGAUUUCCAACGCAGAGAUGAUGGAGAUUCUCUUAUGGCUUGAGUCUCAGAAAGUUCAUCAUGGACGACGACAUGGCUCUAAUUCUGAAUCUGAUGACGUUGUCAUAGAAGUAGAGGAGAUCAAGUCUCUCAUAAAGGAGGUGGUGGAUAUUUAUGACAUGGGGGGAUCAUCUUCUGAUGAAAUUCAUCUCCUCCGCAGUUUUUCCGAUAAAACAUUACUCAUGUGGAGUUCCGGUAAGCCAUGGUUUACUCCUCACUCCCUUAGUUUUUCCUAUCAAACUUUAUCACUCAAGUGGCCUCGCCGUAAGGAAUGGAAAUUGCCUCUCUUCUUUUUUAGAUUCAACGACAUGGUCAAGCUAGCUCAAAAAAUUAAUCAUGAAUUUGGUGGCAUCACUGAAAAGCUCAACCCAAUUAUGAUACAAGUAAUCAAUAUUUAUGACAAGGGGUUGAGUGUCACAUGGCCUCAGUCUCACAUGCCGGAUCGAUUUCGUCUCCUCGUCAAUAAGUUCCAACAUUUGAUCAAUCUGGCUCAGAAAAUUCACCAUGAAUUUGGCAGUGUCAUAGAAAUGGAGGAGGCGCUUAGGUGCCGAGUUAUUGAAAUUAUGUCACCAACACUUGCCUAUGUGAAUAUGCAUCGAAAUUUAGGCGACGUGACGGAGGACAUCAAGUCUAUCAAGAGAGAGGUGAUGGAGAUUUAUGAGAAGAAGAAGGUGCAUGGCAUUGGAGAAGGAAUCCAGCAGAUCACGAGUUCUUCCCGUGGAGUUUCAUCAAAAACUGCCAACCCCAUAGCAGUGGAAGAAGAAGUACUUGGUUUCGAUGAGGACAUAAGGACAUUAAUGGAGCUGCUUGCCGGAGACCAUGAAAAGGAUCUUAAAUACAUCCCCAUUGUUGGAAUGCCUGGACUAGGUAAGACAACUCUGGCAAGAAAAGUGUAUAAUGAUCCUUUCAUAGUGUAUUACUUUCAUAUUUGUGCAUGGACCUAUGUCUCUCAAGUCUACCAGAAGAGAGAUAUAUUGCUUAGCAUUAUAAAUUCUGCACGCAUUCCUGUUUUUGGUAAUAUUGGCAACAUGAGUAAUGAAGAGUUAGGUGAGCACUUUUACAAAGCUUUGAAAGGAAAGCGAUAUCUUGUUGUCAUUGAUGAUAUAUGGAGUAUCAAAGCUUGGGAUGUUCUGAAAAGGUAUUUUCCAAAUGACCGCAAUGGAAGCAGAAUUGUGUUCACUACUCGACUUGUAAAUGUUGCAAUGGCUUUGCAGGCUAAACCUCACCAUUUGAGUUUUCUAAAUGAAGAUGAAAGUUGGAAUCUAUUAUGUUUUAAGGUAUUCCAAAAAGAGAGUUGUCCUGUAGAUUUGAUAGAAAUUGGAAAGGAAAUUGCAAAAAAGUGUGGAGGAUUGCCACUUGCGAUUGUUGUAAUAUCAGGGCUUCUCGCAAAGAAAGACAAGAAUUUAGAGUGGUGGAAGCAUGUCAGUGGAAGUGUAGGUUCCUAUAUUAUUAGUGAUCCAAAACAAUACAUGGACACACUAGCACUGAGUUACAACCACUUACCUCAGCACUUGAAACCAUGUUUCCUCUAUUUUGGAGCAUUUCCAGAAGACUAUGAAAUCAUUGCGAGGCAAUUGAUCUCUUUAUGGGUCGCUGAGGGAUUUAUACGGCAAAAUGAGCAGAAAACCUUGGAGGAAGUGGCAGAGGAUUACUUGAUGGAUCUAAUUGACAGAAGUCUAGCAAUUGUUUCAAAGAAAAGGUCUGACGGUGGAAUCAAAGCAUGUCGUGUCCAUGACCUUUUGCGUGAUUUAUGCUUGAGAAAGGCACGUGAGGACAAUUUUCUUGGACAGAUUUCCAGGUAUGAACAGAGUUCUGCAUAUAAGCAAUGUCGAUUGUGCAUCCAUGAUAACCUUGUUGAUAAUGCUUCUUUCAAGCCUUAUGAGGUAUGCACCCGAUCUUUCUUGUCCUUCGGUCGUUCGCCUUUUAAUUUACCUAUGAUUGAGGAUGAUUCAUUCAUCUGUCAAGCCUUCAUGCUUCUUCGGGUGUUGAAUUUAUUAUCCAUUAAGAUCUUCUCUGUUUCACUGGCAUUAGAAAAGUUAGUUCACUUAAGGUAUUUAGCACUUCAUGUUGAGGGAGAGUCUGUCAGUCCAGAGAUAUCCAACCUCUGGAACCUCGAAACUAUUAUUAUUAAUGGAUCGAAAGGUUCAUUACACUUACAUCGCAUCCAGAAGAUGGUGAAUUUGAGGCAUGUGUAUAGUACCCGUCCUAUAAAAAUCCUUAGUGACUCUCUAUUCAUGAACCUGCAAAGCACAAGCGAACUCCCUGGCUCUCCCUCGGUAUUUGAGAACCUGCAAACCAUAGGCAAACUCCAUGGUGGACAUGAUUUGGAAUGGUUUCCCAAUCUUAAAAAAUUAAAAUGUGAACAUGACAAUUUUCCAAAAUUGGACUUUUUAGUUCACCUUGAAACACUAAGCUUAAUUUACAAUGGAUACAAAAGGUGUUCCCAUCUUGAUAGGUUCCCCCCAAAACUCAAAAGCCUCACUUUAUCGAACUUCCGUCUACCAUGGGAUCAAAUGUCAAUCUUGGGGAGUUUACCCAACCUCGAGGUUCUCAAAUUGUCAUACAAGGCAUUCGAGGGACCAAGUUGGAGCACAAGUGAUGGGGAGUUUCGCAAACUCAAAUUCUUGAAACUCCGGGGCUUAGACAUUAGGCAAUGGAACACCUCCAACAGUCACUUUCCUAACCUUCAAACAUUGGUGUUGGAUGACUGUGAACUACUUGAGGAGAUCCCAUCAAGUCUAGGGGAUGUAUCUACUCUAGAGAUGAUUCAGGUACGUUGGUGUAGCCGCUCUACGGAAAAUUCUGCCCGACAAAUUCAAGAAGAACAAAAGAUCAUGGGAAAUGAUGGGCUUAAGGUCGUUAUCUACUCUUUACAUCAUAAUGAGGUAGUCUUUGAGGAUGUGGAUGAGGAUGACGAUGAGUGAAGCACAUUCCACCUCAUUGAUCAUGCAAAAGAGUCAGCCAAUUUAGGUGUUCCUCAGUUCCAGGGUUAGAGCUUGAUCGUGCUGAGCAGAUACAGUCACUCAUUCCUCCGACUACGUAGGAUUGCUUUCCAUAUUUAGCUUUGGAUUUUGUUUCAGUUGUUUCCUUUUCAAUUUGGGAUUUUGAUAGGGGUCCACUAGAUGGAUUCCCGAAUUGUUUAAGUAAUGGAGGUUUUGGAUUAUUGGAUUUUAAUUAUAUUAUUUUAAGGAUUUUUAAUUUAGAAUUCUUUCAGCUUUA